Stegostoma tigrinum is the source of this 8072-nucleotide messenger RNA. RefSeq names its product neuroligin 1 (gene nlgn1). Gene Ontology annotation, cellular component: cell surface; synapse; postsynaptic specialization membrane. The coding region runs from base 972 to 3566 and encodes 864 amino acids. Gene Ontology annotation, biological process: chemical synaptic transmission; postsynaptic membrane assembly; presynaptic membrane assembly. The record is from RefSeq and is a predicted model, not a curated record. The transcript is spliced from 8 exons. Lineage: Eukaryota; Metazoa; Chordata; Chondrichthyes; Orectolobiformes; Stegostomatidae. Gene Ontology annotation, molecular function: neurexin family protein binding; signaling receptor activity.
UUGAUGUGUUCCCAAUGUUCAUAAAUCCACUCAAAAGCGGAUUUGAGAUGCAUUCAACUCGCAUAGGUGUAUAAUUUUAAAAACCGAAAGAACUGCAAAUGCUGUAAAUCAGGAACAAAAACAGAAGUUGCUGGAAAAGCUCAGCAGGUCUGGCAGCAUUUAUGAAGAAAAAAAAUCGGAGUUAACGUUACGGGUCUGGUAACCCUUCCUCAGAACUGGGUCGGUGUAUAAUUUGCAGCGCUUGGCUUGGGUAAACACUGUUCAAUUGAGAAUAGGGUAGUGGUACAGUAAGAUACUGCACAUUUUUUCCCCUUACUUUCGGAGGUAUUUUUGAAUGUACGACCGUGAAGGGUAUUAAGAUUUCCUCGUCUGCAUCUGCGAACGACUUAGAAUCUGUGAUACAAACAUUUGAAAAUGCAAGCAUUAUCGAGAAAGGAAUGAAUGUAUGAGCAUCACCGAAAAAGCAGAAUUGAGUAGCGCUAUUCCGCCAUUGGAUUUUUAAGGCUUUCAGAUGUCGAUUGAACUGCAAUGCACGUAAGCGGGGAUCGGAAGGUACAAACAUCUGAAACCUGUGUUUCAACAAUGGAUAUUGCUUCUGGAUUUCUAUGAUGGCCGAAUGGAUUUUAUUGGACACCGCGGAAAUAUUUUGAGGGGAGAGUUAACGCAUAGGCGGAUGAGCGCAAAGUGUCCGGAGAAAAAAAUUGAAAGGCCACAAAUAUCUUGAUGCGCAUAAUUGAAAGGAAAUCUGCCGUGGUCAAUCAGUUUCUUCAUGUUGGCACAAAAAAGAAAUUUUAUGAUGUUGACUGAAAAAUAGCAACCGUUGUCAACUAUGAAUUCCAUACGGGAGUUUUGCUGAUUUCAGAAGCUUCUGCGAUUUGCCUUAGGACUCUGUACAAACGUCUUUGAGCUUUCUGAGAUUUCAACCAAAUACCAAACAGGAUUUCUGUAUUUCUCGAUACACAUUGUGGAAAAUGUCACUUCACCAGGAGAGGCAACCAUGGCUCAUUUGCAUAUUUAAAAGGGUGAUGGCUCAUACAGUGCGAAUGGGAUUUGAUAUAACCUUCCUUCUUUGGAUUCUUGGAUUUGCGUGGAAGGGCAACCUGGUGCUCUGCCAGAAAUUAGAUGACACUUACCCAGUUGUGAACACCAAUUAUGGCAGACUGAGGGGGAUUAAAAAAGAAUUGAGUAAUGAAAUCUUGGGCCCAGUAAUCCAGUAUCUAGGUGUACCAUAUGCUGCUUCACCGACGGGAGAUCGUCGCUUCCAACCCCCUGAACCUCCCUCCUCUUGGUCAGAAAUCCGAAAUGCCACCCAUUUUGCACCAGUCUGUCCCCAGAAUAUACAUGGUAUGUUACCAGAUGUUAUGCUUCCAGUGUGGUUUACUGCCAACUUGGAAGUAAUUGCCUCUUACGUCCAAGAACAGAAUGAAGAUUGCCUCUUUCUAAACAUAUAUGUGCCUACUGAAGAUGUAAAAAGAAUAUCGAAGGAAUGUGCCAGAAAACCCGGCAAGAAAAUAUGUAGAAAAGGAGGUCCCCUUGCAAAGAAACAGGCUGAUGAUUUAGGUGAUAAUGAUGGCGCAGAAGAUGAAGAUAUUCGAGAUAGUGGACCUAAACCUGUUAUGGUCUUUAUCCAUGGUGGAUCAUAUAUGGAGGGCACUGGAAAUAUACUUGAUGGAAGUGUACUGGCAAGUUAUGGCAAUGUCAUAGUCAUCACUGUCAACUACCGGCUUGGUGUUUUAGGAUUUUUAAGCACUGGUGACCAAGCUGCUAAAGGAAAUUAUGGGCUUCUUGAUCAAAUACAAGCAUUACGCUGGAUUAGUGAAAAUAUUGCUUUCUUCAGUGGAGAUCCAUUACGAAUAACUGUUUUUGGAUCAGGCGCUGGUGCCUCUUGUGUCAAUCUGUUGACUUUAUCCCAUUAUUCUGAAGGUAACCGUUGGAGCAAUUCAACCAAAGGACUUUUUCAGAGAGCAAUAGCACAAAGUGGUACCGCUUUGUCCAGCUGGGCAGUCAGCUAUCAGCCAGCAAAGUUCGCAAGGCAGUUAGCCACUAAAGUUGGCUGCAACAUGAUAGAUACCAUUGACUUGAUAGAAUGCUUACGUACUAAACAGUACAAAGAACUUGUUGAACAAGACAUCCAGCCUGCAAGAUACCACAUUGCCUUUGGACCAGUCAUUGACGGAGAUGUUAUACCUGAUGAUCCUCAAAUUCUAAUGGAACAGGGUGAAUUCCUUAACUAUGACAUAAUGCUAGGAGUAAAUCAAGGUGAGGGAUAUAAAUUUGUCGAAAGCAUAGUGGACAAUGAGGAUGGAGUUUCAGCCAGUGAUUUUGACUUUGCUGUGUCUAAUUUUGUGGAUAACUUGUAUGGUUAUCCUGAAGGAAAAGAUGUCCUGAGAGAGACCAUUAAAUUCAUGUACACAGAUUGGGCAGACCGGCAUAAUCCAGAAACACGGAGGAAAACAUUGCUGGCUUUGUUUACUGACCAUCAGUGGGUGGCACCAGCAGUGGCUACAGCUGAUCUUCACUCAGGCUUUGGUUCACCUACUUUCUUCUAUGCCUUUUAUCAUCACUGCCAGAGUGACAUGAUGCCAGCUUGGGCUGAUGCUUCUCAUGGAGAUGAAAUCCCUUAUGUGUUUGGGAUCCCGAUGAUUGGUGCUACUGAAUUGUUCCCUUGUAAUUUCUCCAAAAAUGAUGUCAUGCUAAGCGCCGUUGUGAUGACAUACUGGACUAACUUUGCAAAAACAGGAGACCCAAAUCAACCUGUUCCUCAGGAUACUAAAUUUAUCCACACGAAGCCGAACCGUUUUGAAGAGGUUGCCUGGUCAAGGUAUUCUCAGAAAGAUCAACUUUAUCUUCACAUUGGACUGAAACCACGAGUUAAAGAGCAUUACAGAGCUAAUAAAGUCAAUUUGUGGUUGGAGUUGGUUCCUCACUUGCAUAGUCUGAAUGACAUUUCUCAGUACACUUCAACAACAACAAAAGUCCCUUCAGAAAUUACGCACAGACCAUCAAAGAAGUGGUCUGUUACUACCAAGCGUCCUGUGACAUCAGUCUUUCCUACUGUCAAACAGGAUGACCAGAAGCAUUCAGCUGGUCCUUUCUUGGUUGAUCAAAGAGACUAUUCAACAGAGUUAAGUGUUACAAUUGCAGUUGGAGCCUCCUUAUUAUUUUUGAACAUCCUCGCCUUUGCAGCAUUGUAUUAUAAGAAGGAUAAGAGGAGGCAUGAUGUGCACAGAAGAUGCAGCCCUCAACGUAACACUACCAAUGACCUGACUCAUGCACAAGAAGAAGAGAUUAUGUCGCUACAGAUGAAGCACACAGAUCUUGAUCAUGAAUGUGAUUCUAUCCAUCCACAUGAGGUUGUUCUGCGGACAGCCUGUCCUCCGGAUUAUACUUUAGCAAUGAGGCGAUCUCCAGAUGAUAUACCUUUAAUGACCCCCAACACCAUUACAAUGAUUCCAAAUACCAUACCUGGAAUGCAGCCUCUGCAUACAUUCAACACAUUUACUGGAGGACAAAACAACACCCUUCCACAUCCUCAUCCCCAUUCACAUUCAACAACCAGGGUAUAGCCAGGCAAAGAUUUUAAGAAAAUCAGAAAUUAAACAGAUAUGAGAUUGCUAGUAAAGAUCAUAUUUAAAUUGGUGUUCAUGGUGCAUGACCAUUACUAAACAAUAGAGAAAACAAUCUGUUGGAAAUUGUAUCCAAUAUCGUUGGGCAUAUUCCUGAGAGGCAAGUAAGUUCAGAAAUAUCUGAUCAAUUUAAAACAAAAAUUCUCAUAAAUGGCAAUCUUUCACAAUUCUGUUGGAAAUUGAGGAGUAUUUUUCUCUGAAGACUUGGAACUACAUGUUAAGCUUUGGUGCCAAAAGCAAUGUUGUACCAUUAGGCAUGUGUGAUACAAAUGAAGAAAGAUUUAACUAACAAACAAACAUGAAGCCUACACAAAUGCACAAGGAUCAGAUUCGUAAGAUGACACAAAUUCUGUUUAUUUUAUUUUUGGAUCAAUGCCAUUGUACAAAUUUACGUAUGAAUGUACAUGAAGUACAUACAAUUAAGUUUUGGGUAGAGUAUUCAUGCACAAGGAUUUUACUGCUCUCUUUCAGUGAGACAGAAGAAUAAACCAGUUACUGCCAUGAACAAUUGCAGUUGGAGCCUCAAUUAUCGACGCAGUUUUGGCAAACAUGGGAACAGGACAUUUUUAGCACGAUACGCAUGAUUAUUUAUCUGCUUGGUGACUGUGCUGCUCAAUAAGCUGUGAUAAGAACAUACCUUGCAUCCCCAUUCAAGUUCCUGUUAAAAAAACACUUGCUUCAUCAAACUGCACAAACUGAGGAAGAAUUUGAUGCAAAUCCAAUAUGAUAAGCUCUCAGUAGUUUUAAUGAAAAAGAUCAAAGAAAGUAGUUUUGUAUAAAUGUGUGCUAGAAUAAAUGUUAAAGUGAACAUUCACAAUCAUAAGUUCUAGAAAAGGGAAUUUUCAGUGUUGUAAUUUUUUUCAUCAAAUUCCUUUCCCUUCCAACUUUAUUUAGUGUCAAUUUAUGAGACAGGUCAUGCAGUAAGGGAAGUCUGGUUUGCUGUAAUUUAUCUAUAGAUAUUUUUGAAGUUGUUUACAAGAGUAUGUUUGCCCUAUAACUUUGUGCAGAGGCUGAUGAGGAAAUAGACCAUACGCCAAUGUAAGUGGAAGUUACAAUAAAUGCUGAUUCAGUAUUAGUUUUAUUAAUGGACAAUUUGUUAGGAUUUUAUAAGACUGUAUAUGCAGUGAGAAUGACAUUUGUCUUUCUAAUAAUUCAGAACUAUAAAGGUGAGAUCAGUCAUGCUGUACUAAUAUAAGAUAUAUGGAAAAAUGGCAGAAAAUUAUUAUUGCUAAUCAUUCUUGUUUCUAUUAGCUACGUGAAUAGAAAGUUUACAACUUGCUCAAUAUAAUGUUACCAUGUAGCAUUGAUUGGAUGUAAUACCACUGCCACUUUUUAAGAGGAUAUUAAUGUUGCCAGAAGUACUUUCACCAAAUUAUAUUUUAUUUUUUGUGGUAUGAAUAGCUUACAACAUUUUCUUUAUUUGUUGUGCAUGCCUAAAAGUUCUUUUAUUUAAUUGAAAGCAUGUUACCACAACAUUUAUUUUUGUCACUUCUUGAAUAUUAGUUGCUGGCGUUGUUGUCAUACCAACCAUUUAAAUACCUGUCUGAUCAUCUGCUCCAUACUUACAAUCAGGGUGUAUUAGGUACUAUAUGAUUCACUCUAAAUCAUAUAAAUGUCAAAGAGACAAAUUAAAAUCAAUAAUUUAGUGUCACAUACAUAUUUACUGUUCACUUAAAGUAUUUUCUAGUAACUGCAAGAAUCAGGACUGAUUUAGAAGUGUUUUUUUCUCUUAAUAAAAGUUUUUCAAGAAUAGUGGGAAUAAAGAAGUAAUUGGAAAAAACUCCAAACAGGCUUGGGAUUUGUGAGGCAAUUUGUAAAGGGAAGAGAUAACACUCACUAAUUGCUUAAUUCGAUAAUAAAAAUUAAAGGUUUCUGACUUUAAUGGGUUCUCUGAAGUCUUAACACAGUUAAUUAACUCACAUAAUGGGUUGUGACAUGAAAAGCGAUUGUUUAAUGUUAUCAUCCAUUCUUUUAAAAAAUGGUGACCUUUGACAUUGGACAUUAUUUUUGAAGAAGUUCCCUUUUAGUAACCACACGCUUUGGUAAUAUGAAAUUUAUUUAAAAUCAGCAGUUGGAAAUUUGCCUUCUGUAAUAUUAUAUGAUGUGUUUCUGUAAGUUGAUUACCUGGAACUGCUGUAAUUUUACAGCCAAUAGCUUUGUUGUGUUGAACAUCAAAAAGGUAGAUUUCAAAAACUAUUCAGUAGUGGAACAAUAGAAACUCUAAACACUCUGUGGUAAACACCUUUUUUUAAUAUUUUGUUCAUGAAAAGCUUGCUCUGGGGCUCCUUGAGAAGAAACAGAACUGUAUGAAAAUUUUGUAAAUACUAGAAGAUGAGCGCUGUGUUCAGACAGCUCUCAGUGAUGUUAACUGUAAAAUGUAUGUAGAAGGUUGAAAGAUGUUCAUAGUUGAAGGCAUGCAGUAUAGCACGAAUUGAAAUUCCCUUUCCUUUUAGUAGGGAUGUGCUAUUUAUAAAAUCAUACAAUAAUGAAAGCUCUUGGGAGAAGGUUUAGAAUCUGAAUGAAUGCUUGCAUCUAAUUAAACUUUUUCCUGCAAUAUUGAGAUUUUACCAUUUAUGUUGAUUUAGAAUUUCUUUUGCGUUAAAAUUAUAAAGUAUUAGCAAAAACUCAGACUGAACUUCUGACAUAUUUCAGCUUUAAUGUUGUGAGAAGAUGGUUACUGAAAUCUGUUGUGUGUAUUUCACAUGAAUAUUGUGACACAAUUAGGGAAAUUAAAAUAAUAAGAUGAUCAAAAGUGCCCUGACACUUCUUGUUGCUUGUAAAUUGUUUCUCCUGUGCUGAUUGUAUCAGGCAUUUUGGCUUUUUCAUUUUCCAGUGAUAAGUUGUAUUUGAAUAUUGCUACUUAUUGUAAGUGGCAUUAGAUAAGUUAACUAAGUGGUUCUUCUUAUGGAACAUUCACCAAAAAUAUUUGAUUAUUAAAAUGCACAAUAAUCAUUUGUUUAGGAUCUUUUCACAGCCAGAGUUCAUAGCAUAAUGCAUAGUCUGCAAGUAUUUGGCAUUACACAUUUAAUGAUUUUGUCAUUUGUAUUUAUCAAACAUAUUCCUGCCAUUUGGCACAAGCAGGUGCAACCAUUUCAUUUUGUUUGUAAAGGCUUGAAAACUUCAAGUGACUAUAAGAAUUGUGUUUAAACAUCCAUGACUUUCGAGAUUUUUUUAAUAUCAUUAAUAAAUAUUGGCAUAUUUUUAACUGGUCUAGGCUGGUCCUCAAUGUUCAUUAGUCACUUGUUACAUUGUGACUGAUACCACUGUUUUGUCAUCGGUAUUUAAUAUUACUAAAAUAAACACUAAAAUCUUAUUUACAAUGUUUUAAUGUUAAAAUGUCUUAAUUUUCUACUUAGGACGUGAUAUAUUUGUCCAAAAUUCUCCCUGCCCUUUACAAAGAUGGUGACUUCGGCAGGAGUAUUGUUCAACAGAUGCCUGCAGCCUUCUGGUAUUUCGCCAAAGUGGGACAUCUUUUCACAUGCAAGUCCAAAUAGCAAGUUUCAGCAGGGUAUAUGACAAUGGUACAGUUUCUUGAUCUCAUUAGAAUGCCAGAAGUCACUGGAUAGCUAGAAAGAACAGGGACUCGGUUUUAUUUUGCAACACUCACACUGUGGCCCGUUCAGUUUGAAGGAUCAAAACCAUGAACUUCCUGUUCUGGACGGUUCACCAUUAUACAAGCACAAUCCAUAACAGGACCUCAGAAUUAUUGGAUUGCUAUUAUCUUAGAGUUAUUAUUGUGUAGGAACUGUAAAAUUGAUAGCUGGAAUCCUGCUCACUUAUAUCCAUAGUUUAGAAUUGAAUUCUUCCCAGACUGUCAUGAUCAAGGUCAGUUAUUAUAUCUGUCUCUGUCUCUACACACAUUAAAGUGGAAUUAGUUUUGGGCAGUCUCAAAUUGUUUGAUUUUGGGCGCUGACCUGUGGACUGACUGCCAGUAGUACUCAGAUAGUCUAUAGAGGAUUGACGUUGGAGAAAUUGAGAAAAAUUAUAUGAGUAGUCUUCUGAGGUAGGGUUAAAAUACACUGUUGGAGCAGUGUAUCAGUAAAUCCAUUCUAAACCUAAUCUCAAGCUUUGCUGGGGAUGUAAAAUAGAUAGUUUCAAUUUCAACGUAACUUCUACACCCUGACUGAUAUCCUUUUGCAUUGAAGAUGAUUGAUUAUUUGCCCGUUGUAUGUAUAUCUGAUCUGAAGGGUUUGCUGAAACUGGAUCCAAACAAUAAAUAGGAAUUGCAAAAAAACCUCAACCCCAGAAUCAACAUGUCUCUUUAAGAGCACAUUAUAAACCUAAAAUAUUUUUACAAAACAAAAUGUUAUUGUGUAGUCAGUGGUCCGACAUAUUGAUGUCUUUGCUGAUGCUGCCAAGCCUGAUGUCAGUUAUACUGUCAGUUUGCAGUGUUUAUAUCUGUAUAUAGUUUUAUUAUUGUACAAAUAAAAUUUAUAAAAACAAUAA